AAAUUAUUUUUUAUGCCCGAAAAAGAAAAAAAGAAAAAAGACGAAUACGGAGCCGAAAGCAUUCAAGUUUUAGAAAAUAUUGAAGCAGUUCGGAAAAGACCGGGAAUGUACAUUGGUUCCACCGACGAACAAGGCUGA
Messenger RNA from Scutellospora calospora, 138 nucleotides. The record is from the annotation of a GenBank genome assembly. Lineage: Eukaryota; Fungi; Glomeromycota; Glomeromycetes; Diversisporales; Gigasporaceae.